AUGUGGCCCCGGGGUGCCUUCCUAGCACUCUCGGGACCUCGGUUUCUUGUGUCUGGGAUGCUGCGGAUGAGACUAAAGGUCGCCGGAAAAUCAGAGGGCCUAGAAUGUUAUGGUGCCCUGGUGUAUGUGGAAUGUUCUAGAAGAGCACUCACUGCUGCCUCCAUUCUGGCUUUCUGCUGCCGUCAUCUGCCCGAGUGCCCACAAGCCACCAUGCCUGAGGAGACCCAAGAAGACAUGGUGGCACCAACCCGGAGCCCCAGGAGCAGGGACCCGCUGGCCCCCAACCACGUGCAGGAAGUGCGUCUAUACCCAGUGGAGUCCAUCAGCGACCUCCACGGUGGAGGUUCCCUGAGGCCGUAUUUGGCCGAGGACACGCAGUCCUGGGAUGAGCUGCUCGGCAUUUUACCACCCUCACUGUGUGCCCAGGCUGGCUGCGGCCCCAUGCAAGGGACUGGGGGCUUCCUGCUGCUGCUGGCACUGCUGGUGGUCACCUGCCUGGCACUCGCCAUCCUGGCUGUCUACCUGAGUGUGCUGCAGAGCGAGUCCCUCCGUGCCCUGGCAUACAAGCUGCACAUGCAGGAGGAGGUGCUACUCAAGCUGCGGUUGGCCAGCCUCAGCCAGCUGCGGAGACUCAACGCCAGCGAGGCCCGAGCCCCCAGCUGA
Messenger RNA from Suncus etruscus (white-toothed pygmy shrew), 663 nucleotides. It is a transcript of the gene LSMEM2, whose product is annotated as leucine rich single-pass membrane protein 2. The transcript has 6 exons. Lineage: Eukaryota; Metazoa; Chordata; Mammalia; Eulipotyphla; Soricidae. Bases 1 to 663 code for a protein of 220 amino acids. The record is from RefSeq and is a predicted model, not a curated record.